GAGGUUUCAGAGUGAGUUUGACGAAAACACCGUGGGCCACAUCGCAGGCUGGAUGCAGGCAGAAAGCUGCCCUACAGGCUCCACCUGAUUCCUGCGGUGACUGAGAGCCUGGCUCACCCAACACUUGGCUGAGCGCUUCCACACAAAUAUAAUGGAAAAAAGGAGCUGACAGCAUGGAUUUGUAACUGUUUUAUGGAUGGAAAAACAGCCUCCAUCCAGGAUGGACAAAGAUGUUGGGAAGCCCAAGACCUUUGUGUCGACCUUUCGGCUUGACCUCAAGCCCCAAGCCCAGGCGGUGUGUGUGGAGAGGCAGAAGGAGAACGGACUGGAUGCCGGGAGCAGGGCGCUCAUGGGAAACAACAAACUGGGAGCCUCAUCUGCGACAGGGACCAGGCGGACAGAAGCCCAGCGCCUGGAAGCCCCUCGUUUCAAAGAGCCGCUGAGGGACUGCGCCGUGUGUGAAGGAAGUGAUGCCACCUUUCAAGGUGUUAUCACAGGAAGCCGACCUGUGAGCGUUUCCUGGCUACACAAUGGUGAGAAGCUGCAUUCAAAACAUACAUCAUUCAAAAAUGGCGUCGCAACUCUGACGCUGACUCAGUGUUCACUUGGAAAUGCCGGGAAAUACACCUGCAAAGCCGAGAACGCUGCGGGACAACAGUCGAGCAUCGCUACGCUACGUAUUACAGCAACAAAGGAAGUCCCGAGAGCAAGCAACCACGACCGGCACUGCGAGGUCAGGAUCAACAAGGCGUCCCGCGAAAACUGUGAGCCGGCCUCUUCUUCUAAAGCAGGAAGGCAAGAGAGGAAAGAACAUGACAAAGUCUCCUCAGAUAUCAGAGAUCUCCACGCUCGCACAAAACCAGACUCCGCCAGCAAAGGGCCUCCUGUGGAGUUCCUCAAUCCGCCGGAGCAGGUGGAGGUUCGGGUGGGGGAGCGGGCCCGGAUACGCUGUGAUUUCAGGAGCAGCUCGGUGCCUGUGGCCUGCUGCUGGAUAUUCAACAAAGACAAAGCGGUCGUGGGAAGGCCGCGGACGUCCGUGAGGAGCACGGAGUCGCAGAGCGUCGUGGAGAUCUCUCAGGCUUCUCCAGAGGACACCGGCUCGUACACCGUGGUCGUGAGAAACAGAGCUGGCUCUGCGCAGCACACUGCGUCUCUCAGCGUCAUAGACCGGCCUGACCCCCCAGCAUCCCAUCCCGUUGUCUCCCAGCUGUCCACUCAAUCCCUCGUCCUGUCCUGGACCGGACCCAGCUACGACGGGGGCACGGCUGUGUUGGGUUACAUUGUGGAGGUCAUCCAGGAGGGCCCAGAUAAGCCCGGGAGCUGGACCGAAAUCAUAAGCCGCUGCAGAAACACGUCCCACCACGUCCGAUCGGGUCUGGAGCCUCUGGGUCAGUACCGCUUCCGCGUCAGAGCUUACAACUCGGCAGGGACCAGCGAACCGAGUCAGGAGUCCGAAAUUAUCAAGAUGGCGACUGCGAAGGAUAAGAAAGAAGAGCCCGAGUCGUACGUCACAGUGACCAUUGACACUAAAAAUAAAUGCAAGGACCACUACAAUGUGCACGAGAAGCUGGGAUUUGGAAAAUUCGGUGAGGUUUUCCGGCUGACCCACAAAGAGACCGGCCAGGAGUACGCUGGGAAGUUCUACCGAGCCCGGAGCUCCAAGGAGAAGGCCGCCGCUUGCAAAGAGAUCGAGCUGAUGAACAAACUUCACCACCCCAAAAUCGUCCAGUGCGUGGCGGCUUACGAUACCCGCCCAGAGCUGGUCAUGGUCAUGGAGUACAUUGCAGGCGGCGAGCUCUUCGAACGCAUCGUGGACGACAACUUCGAGCACACGGAGCCGACCAGCGCCCGCUACAUGCAGCAGAUCCUGGAGGGCAUGCAGUACGUCCACAAGCAGAACAUCGUCCACCUGGACCUCAAGCCGGAGAACAUCGUGUGCGUGGACACGACGGGGACGAGGAUCAAGAUCAUCGACUUUGGCCUGGCGAGCGAACUGGAGGAGGGAGAGCCUCUGAUGGUGAUGCAUGGCACGCCGGAGUUUGUGGCCCCCGAGGUGAUAAACUAUGAGCCGGUGGGCCUGGAGACCGACAUGUGGAGCAUCGGAGUCAUCUGCUUCAUCCUGCUCAGUGGAGAAUCCCCCUUCCAGGGCAACAGCGACGCCGAGACUUUUGCUCUUGUGACGGCGGCGCGCUACGAGUUCGACCAGGAAAGUUUUGAGGACAUCUCUGACCAGGCGAAGGACUUCAUCAGCUCUCUGCUGAAAAAAGAUCCCAGAGGCAGGCUGUCCUGCCCCGAAGCCCUCAGCCACCCCUGGAUGGUUUCUUUCACCCCUCUGAACCGCAGACCCACAAAGUCUCUCAAUAAGAACAAGAUGAAGCGUUUCCUGGCCAGGCGCAAGUGGAAGAAAACUGGCAAGGCUGUGUUGGCCCUGCAGCGAAUGGCUAACCUCUCCAGCAGGCCGGACUCUCCUGGCAGCUCCUCAGAGGAGCCAGGCUGGAGCCAGGAGGCAGAGGAGGCCAUCCGCUCGCUGGAUAAGCAGCUUCAGAUGGAGCCCCGCUUCCAGAAGACCCUGAAGGACGCCACCCUUCCCAAGGGAGCAACGGCCCAGCUAACAUGCCUCAUCAAUGGCUACCCGAAGCCGGAGGUGAAGUGGCUUCAGAAUGAGCAGCCGGUGUCGGAGUCGAGCAGAGUGACGGUGGAGCAGCUGGACGACGGGCUCUGCUCUCUGACUCUGGCAGAUGUGGAGCCGUCCGACUCCGGGGUUUACGUGUGCAGAGCCAGCAACCGGCUGGGGGAGGCCACAUGCUCGGCCAAGCUCAAAGUGGAACUUUGAGGGAAAGAGACCGAGAAGGGAAAUGGAACAACUUCAGACUUCCAUCCUAUGUGGAGAGGGGAUAGUUCACUAUUGUAAUUGAUUAGCAGUCGCAGUAUGAAGACUCGCAUUCUGGAUGUUUUCAUUCACCUCGUAUGUUAACAGUGCACUCACGAAGUCAGUAUCUUUUUCAUGUGUGUUAAUAUGUUCAGCUAGAGUUCACCUGACAAGAUGUAUUGAAAAAAAAAAAAAAAAAAAAACUUGUACAUUUUGCACAUUUAAAUAUUUUU
Messenger RNA from Salarias fasciatus (jewelled blenny), 3102 nucleotides. RefSeq names its product myosin light chain kinase, smooth muscle-like. Lineage: Eukaryota; Metazoa; Chordata; Actinopteri; Blenniiformes; Blenniidae. The coding region runs from base 197 to 2833 and encodes 878 amino acids. The record is from RefSeq and is a predicted model, not a curated record. Gene Ontology annotation, molecular function: protein kinase activity; ATP binding; protein binding. The transcript has 18 exons. Gene Ontology annotation, biological process: protein phosphorylation.